Molecule: messenger RNA, 5056 nt
Organism: Oxyura jamaicensis (ruddy duck)
Lineage: Eukaryota; Metazoa; Chordata; Aves; Anseriformes; Anatidae
Gene: ABCC2
Product: ATP binding cassette subfamily C member 2
Exons: 32
Coding region: 1-4650 (1549 amino acids)
Biological process (GO): transmembrane transport
Cellular component (GO): apical plasma membrane
Molecular function (GO): ATP binding; ABC-type transporter activity; ATP hydrolysis activity
Source: RefSeq, a predicted model, not a curated record
AUGGCGGCAGCCCUGGAGAAGUUCUGCGGCUCUGUCUUUUGGAAUGCCUCGUAUCUCACGCGCCCGGAUGCUGACCUGCCGGAGUGCUUCCAGAAGACUGUGCUGGUCUGGAUCCCCCUUGGCUUCCUCUGGGUUUUCACUCCAUGGCAGCUCCUGCCCAUGUGCAAAUCCAAAGAGAAGAAAUCAUCUCUGACCAAAUUCUACAUCUUCAAACAGGUGCUCUCUGUGCUGCUGGUGCUGACGGCGAUGGCAGAGUUGGUGCUGGCAUUUCUGGAGGACACAGGGCAGGACUCCCCGCCAGCUGUCCACUACACAAACCCCAGCCUGUACAUCGUCACCUGGUUCCUGGUCCUGCUGAUCCAUGACACACGCCGGUUCUGCCUGCGCAGGGACUCGGGGAUACUUUUCUGCUUCUGGAUUCUGUCCCUGCUCUGUGGGAUAUUACCGUUCCAGUCCCUCGUCCGGAGAGCACUGCAGGACUCAAUCUCCGAUCUGCCACGGUUUGUCCUUUUCUUCAUCUCCUACGGGCUCCAGCUGCUGCUCUUCCUUCUCUCAGGCUUCUCAGAUGUUGCCCCAGAAGCAAAGGAAAUUACAAAGAAGAAUCCAGAGGUGACAGCCUCCUUCCUGAGCUCCAUCACCUUCGAGUGGUACAGCAGGAUGGUUUACAAGGGCUAUCGCAAGCCCUUAGAGAUCGAGGAUGUCUGGGACUUGAAAGAUAAAGACAAGAUACAGGCUAUUUAUGGUACUUUUGAGAAGAACAUGAAGACUGCAGUGAGGAAGGCCCAAGCAGAACUGGAGAAACGGAAACGUAAGAAAAGACACAGGGAAAGUGACCCAGACCACGGGAAUAGUAUGAGCAAGGCCCAGAGCCAAGACAUCUUGGUAAUGGAGGAGAAGCAGCCAAAGAAGAAGAAGAAGGGGGCCAAAGGCCCUCACAAGGAUUACCCCAGGGGCUGGUUGAUGAAAACUCUCUGUAAGACCUUCUGGCAGAACCUCCUACUCUCAGUGGCCUUCAAACUGGUGCACGAUGGACUUGUGUUCGUCAGCCCCCAGCUGCUGAAGCUGCUGAUCGCCUUUGUGUCGGAUGAGGAGGCGUUUGCCUGGCAAGGCUACAUGUAUUCCAUCCUGCUCUUCCUGACGGCACUGAUCCAGUCCCUCUGCCUGCAGCAAUACUUCAACUUGUGCUUCCAUCUAGGCACAAACGUGCGUGCCAGCCUCAUCGCUGCCAUCUACAAGAAGUCACUCACCAUGUCCAGCACCACCCGCAAGGAGUCCACGGUGGGAGAGACUGUGAAUCUGAUGUCUGCUGAUGCCCAGAGGUUCAUGGACAUGGCUAACUUCAUUCACCAGCUGUGGUCAUCCCCCCUGCAAAUUAUCCUGUCCAUUGUCUUCCUCUGGGGAGAGCUGGGCCCCUCUGUCCUGGCUGGCAUUGCAGUCAUGGUGCUGCUCAUCCCCAUCAAUGGGUUCCUGGUUGCUAAGGCUAAAACCAUUCAGGUGAGGAACAUGAAGAACAAAGAUGAGCGCAUGAAAAUAAUGAGUGAAGUCCUCAAUGGAAUCAAGAUUCUGAAGCUUUUUGCCUGGGAGCCCUCCUUUGAGAAGCGAAUCAACGAGAUCCGGGCACGUGAGCUGAAGGACCUGCUGAACUUCACCUACCUGCAGUCGAUCUCUAUCUUCGUGUUCACAUGUGCCCCCUUCCUGGUGUCCUUGGCGAGCUUUGCUGUCUACGUACUGGUGGACGAGAACAACGUCCUGGAUGCGCAGAAGGCCUUUACUGCCAUCUCCCUUUUCAAUGUGCUGCGCUUCCCCAUGGCCAUGCUGCCUUUGGUCCUCUCCUCCCUGGUGCAGACCAAUGUCUCGACAGAGAGGCUGGAGCGGUACCUGGGUGGAGAAGAGCUGGACACCUCAGCUAUUCAUCACGACCCCAUUUCAGGCAGCGCUGUGCGUUUCUCAGACGCCACGUUUUCCUGGGAGCAGGAUGGCAACGCUGCGAUAAGAGAUGUCACUCUGGACAUCACACCUGGGAGCCUGGUGGCUGUGGUGGGUGCUGUGGGCUCGGGCAAGUCUUCCCUGGUGUCAGCCAUGCUGGGGGAGAUGGAGAAUAUCAAGGGACACAUCAACAUCCAGGGCUCCCUGGCCUAUGUCCCCCAGCAGGCCUGGAUCCAGAAUGCCACACUGAAAGACAACAUCCUUUUUGGGUCGGAGCUGGAUGAAGCAAGGUAUCAGCAGGUCAUCAAGGCUUGCGCCCUCCUUCCAGACCUGGAGCUGCUGCCUGCAGGGGACCAGACGGAGAUUGGAGAGAAGGGCAUUAACCUGAGUGGGGGCCAGAAGCAGCGGGUCAGCCUGGCCCGGGCUGUGUACAGUAACGCGGACAUCUAUGUCCUGGAUGACCCCCUCUCUGCCGUGGAUGCACAUGUGGGCAAAUACCUUUUCGAGCACGUGCUGGGGCCAAAAGGACUGCUGCAGAAGAAGACACGGAUCUUGGUGACACACGGUAUCAGUUUCCUGCCCCAGGUUGAUAACAUCGUGGUGCUGGUGGCAGGAGCAGUGUCUGAACACGGCUCCUACAGCACCCUGCUUGCAAACAGGGGGGCCUUUGCCCAGUUCCUGAACUCCUAUGGCAACAAGGAGGAGGAGGCUGCAGAGAAAAAUACCUCAGCUGUUGCUUUAGAGGAGGUUGAAGAGCAGAGCGAUGAAACUCUUGAGCCUUGUGCGGAGGAAGGGCCUGAUGAUGUGGUGUCCGCGACGCUGAAGAGAGAGGCCAGCGUCCAUCGGAGAGAGUUCGUUCGCAGCCUCAGUACAAAGAGCACCAGUUCCUGGAAGAAGUCCCAGGAGGAGCCCCCUAAGAAAGUGAAGGGCCAGCAGCUGAUCGAGAAGGAAGCUGUGGAAACUGGCAAGGUGAAAUUCUCCAUGUACCUGCGGUACUUGCGUGCUGUUGGCUUGGGGUAUUCUUUCUGGGUUGCCAUGGGCUUCGUCGGUCAGUACGUUGCCUACGUGGGGACCAACCUGUGGCUCAGCGCCUGGACUGACGAUGCGGAGCGCUACCAGAACCAGACCUACCCCGUGCAGCAGCGAGACCUGCGGAUCGGGGUCUUCGGGGCGCUGGGGGUGUCACAAGCUCUCUUCCUGCUCUUUGCAACUAUCCUGUGUGCUCACGGCGCCGUGCGGGCCUCCCGCAUUAUGCAUCAGCGACUACUCAGCAACAUCCUGCGUGUGCCCAUGAGCUUUUUUGACACAACCCCCACUGGCCGCAUUGUGAAUAGGUUUGCCAAGGACAUCUUCACAGUAGAUGAGACCAUUCCCAUGUCCUUCCGCAGCUGGCUCUCCUGUUUCAUGGCUAUCAUUAGCACAUUGCUCAUGAUCUCCUUGGCCACCCCAUUCUUCACUAUAAUUGUCGUUCCCUUGGGCAUCUUCUACUAUUUUGUGCUGCGCUUCUACGUCUCCACGUCACGCCAGCUGCGGCGUCUGGACUCUGUCACCAGGUCUCCCAUCUACUCCCACUUCGGUGAGACAGUGUCAGGCCUUUCUGUCAUCCGGGCCUAUGGACACCAGGAGCGGUUCAUAAAGCAGAAUGAGAGCACAAUGGACAUCAAUCAGAAAAGUGUUUAUUCCUGGAUUGUCUCAAAUAGGUGGCUGGCCAUCCGUCUGGAGUUUGUUGGGAGCCUGGUGGUCUUCUUUUCUGCACUUCUAGCUGUGAUUUCGAAGGGCACUUUGGAUGGGGGCAUCGUGGGUCUCUCCAUCUCCUCCGCCCUCAAUGUGACCCAGACAUUGAACUGGCUGGUGCGGAUGUCUUCAGAGCUGGAGACGAACAUUGUGGCUGUGGAACGGGUACAUGAGUACACAAAGGUGAAGAGAGAGGCUGCAUGGGUGACAGAAAAACGUCCUCCCCAAGGCUGGCCCAGCAAGGGUGAGAUCCAGUUCAUUGACUACAAAGUUCGUUACCGACCUGAACUGGAGCUGGUUCUUCAGGGGAUCACCUGUAAUAUUGAGAGUACUGAGAAGGUUGGGGUUGUGGGCCGGACAGGGGCUGGCAAGUCCUCCCUCACCAAUUGCCUCUUCCGGGUGCUGGAGGCUGCGGGAGGGAAGAUUGUCAUCGACGGGGUGGAUAUAGCGACAAUCGGCCUCCACGACCUGCGCCAGAACCUCACAAUCAUCCCGCAGGACCCCGUGCUCUUUACCGGCACCCUGAGGAUGAACUUGGACCCCUUUGACCAGUACACUGAUGAAGAGGUCUGGAAGGCCCUCGAGCUGGCUCACCUGAAGGCAUACGUGCAAGACCUUCCCGAGAGGCUGCAAUAUCGUGUGAGCGAGGGAGGGGAGAACCUGAGUGUUGGGCAGAGACAGCUCGUGUGCCUGGCCCGGGCCCUUCUCCGCAAAGCCAAGAUCCUCAUCCUGGAUGAGGCAACAGCAGCUGUAGAUCUAGAGACAGAUCACUUAAUCCAGACAACGAUCCGGAGCGCGUUUGCUGACUGCACUGUCCUUACCAUCGCCCACCGCCUCCACACCAUCAUGGACAGCAACAGGGUGAUGGUGAUGCAGGCAGGGAGGAUUGUGGAAUACGACAGCCCUGAGGAGCUCCUUCAGAAGCAGGGCAUCUUCUCUGCAAUGGCAAAGGAUGCUGGCAUCACGAACAUAGAAACCACCAUGCUGUAGGUGGAGCAGAUGUAAGUGGAGCGAAGCAGCGUGCAGGUGAGCAGCUCUCUCCUGCUUGGACUCACCAACCCGGCACCUGGAUCUCCCUGCAGCUGGACUGCCUGGGAACUUGUGCCUCUGCAGCUGGGAAGCGAAGGGGAGAGAGUGGCUUCUCUGGCUGUCAGGGACAGAAGAUAAGGACUUGAGCUGUUACCCUUGCUGCCACACUCUGCCUGCUGUGCACAAGGGUCUGGAGCUGCGUAACUCACUGCAGUAGAGAGGGGAAAGUUACAUCAGGCAGGGAGACCACAGCCCCUUGUGGGUCUUAGUUUUUGUGUUCAAUAUACCAAGGGAAGCUAGCUGAGAGAUGCUGUAGCAUUGUGGAAUGAAAUUUACAGUUUAAUCUAAGAGUGAAUGUUAUAAUUUA